AUGAUGAAAGAAGAAGGGGGAGUAAGGUUGCUAGUCGCAAACUCGCAGUCAAUCACGCUGGCUCGACAGGUGCAAGACAAACGUGGCAUUGACAACCCAUUCCUGACCUUUGAUGAUACGGGAACAGAUGCUGGAACCGAGCGUACAGAGUUGGAAGAAUAUGUUUGGCAGUUUGCUGUUCAAGCAGAUCUCAAAGACCGAUACGAACUGCUCAGGUUCGGUGCGCGAUUAGCUCGAGACAAGCACGAGACUAUAAGCAGAUACGGGAACGAGCUUACAGACCCAGAAAAGCUACUACUAGAAAAGGAAAAGGACAAGAAGUCUGGGUUUUGGAAGCAGUCCAAGUUCUUCCGUGCGACCAUUAUGACGGCUAGCCUUGGAGGAAUGAUUCAAGGGUGGACACAAAGUGUCAACAACGGCACGGCCUAUGGUAUGCCACAAGAGUUCGGGCUCUGCAUUGAAAAGGGAGAUCACUGCCCAUCAUCUGAUUUGUGGACUUUUGGCAUGCUCAAUGCAAUGCCCCUACUUUCUGCCGGGCUGUUCGGGACUCUUAUUGCAGAUCCCCUGCAAGAAAACUUUCUAGGGAGGCGUGGCAGUGUCAUGCUGUCAUGUGCCAUUACAGUAGCCUCGACUAUUGGUUCAUCCGUCACGCACAAUGUAGGUCAGCUCGCAGCCUGUCGAGCAAUCAAUGGAGUAGCUUUGGGUGCGAAAGCAUCUAUUAUUCCAAUAUAUUCGGCUGAGCUCACACCAGAGCAUAUUCGCGGAGCAAUCCUGGCAAAUUGGCAGCUAGCUGAUGCGGCAGGCAUCUUCCUUGGUUUCCUUGCAAACCUGUUGGUCGUCAUUUAUGUCAAGAAUGCCGGCACUGCAUGGCGUAUCUUGACAAACACUGUUCUCAUCCCGACGAUACCGCUGCUCGUCAUGAUUUAUCUGAUGCCUGAGUCUCCACGAUACCUCAUGAAGCACGGCAGAUAUAGGAAAGCUCUGGAGGCCUUUGAGCAGGUACAGACCACACCUCUACUGGCUAGCCGUGAUUUUAUGUACGCGCAUGCCCAACUCGACUUUGAAAGCCGCAUGCUCAAGGGUCGUGCCAACGAAUAUGGUAAGUUGGCCGAACGCGUGGGAAAUGACGUCGAAAGUCUAGCUAGGCAAAUGCCUAUGUCAACCUCAAACGACCCGCAGCUUGGAGUUCUCGGAACGCAGUCUUCUGGAUCACCCGAUCGAUCUAUCCGACACUCUCAUGAUGGCGAAAUGGACAUCACAGAUGCAGACAACCCAUCAAGGGCCAGGCCUUCGCCCCUGACACAUCCACAUAGGAAUUUUCCGAACAGCGAUACGGAGCCUGCAGAUGUCGGAAGAAGGUGGAGCGAUAUUUCAAGUAUGGAUUUGGCGAGGGGGAUCCAUCAAGCGAAGAAGAAAGACAAUCCUUACUCAUACCAUAUUGGCGUAACAGGAUACUACAAGAGAUUGAUGGAAUUGUGGCAAAAUAGGAGAUGCCGCCGAGCCUUGUUGUGCGCCUCUAUAUCCAUGAUAACUCAACAAUUCACAGGCGUAAACACCAUCGCCGUCCUCGGAACGAUAGUCUGGAAAAACUCCAUCGAAGCCAACAGCGAUAAGACAGCAGCAAUCAUCGGCCUGGCAUUCGGUGCUGCGAAUUAUAUAUUCGGCCUUCCGGCUUAUUCGCUUUCCGAUAGGCUAGGGCGCUCGAAUCUACUUUGUCUGGGUCUACCAAACAUGGCUUGGUCAAUGCUGGUCUUUGCAUUCCUGUUCAAGUUACACGACCAGUCUGUCCGCGUACCUAUGGUCAGUGUCUUUGCUGUUAUUUUUGUCGCAUUUUACGCACCCACAGCAGGAACCUCUCCGUUUUCCAUAUGUGCAGAAGUAUUUCCACUGGUAUCCAGGGAAGCUGGUAUGGCCGUGUCAGUUGCUGUCAAUUUGCUUGGUGCCGGCAUUCUCGUCCUUGUAUUCCCUUUUGUGCUCCACGAAAUUGGCGCGACGAGUGCGUUUUCUAUUUUUGCAGGCUUAAACUUGGUGGCAUUUGUAUUGGUGUACCUUUUCGUUCCUGAAACAAGGAUGCGUACGUUGGAAGAGCUGCAAUACACAUUCGAUCUGCCAACGCGAUGGCAUAUCGCAUAUAGGGUUGUGUAUAUGCGCAAACAUGUAUCAGAAAAUUGGAGGAAAUAUUUGACAGGUAAGGAGGUUGAACCACCCAUUCCGUUUUACGAGUGGGCACGAGUGACGUAUAAAGAGAGGGAGCAGACGGCGUGA
This is a messenger RNA of Exserohilum turcica Et28A, 2265 nucleotides long. RefSeq lists its product as uncharacterized. Gene Ontology annotation, biological process: transmembrane transport. The coding region runs from base 1 to 2265 and encodes 754 amino acids. The transcript is spliced from 4 exons. Gene Ontology annotation, cellular component: membrane. NCBI's taxonomy places the organism in Eukaryota, Fungi, Ascomycota, Dothideomycetes, Pleosporales, Pleosporaceae. The record is from RefSeq and is a predicted model, not a curated record. Gene Ontology annotation, molecular function: myo-inositol:proton symporter activity.